AUGGAAAUGAGCUUCCAUGAUAAAAGCAUCAUUGCUUUCAUAAAAGUCCUAAUCUUAUGCAACACAUGAAUGAUAUUUGGAAGAUGAUUUUUCCACGGAGAUGGGCUAGAAUUGAUAAGCUGGAUUUUACUAUUUAACAUAAUCUCAAUCCUCACAAUUAUUGGCAUGAAUGGAUGGAUCAAGCUGCCUCACUACAAUUACCAUGGCGAUUUGUUCCUUAUCAACAUAAUAGUCCAGUGCCUCUUUUCUUUAUUUUCCUCUGCCAUUCUGCUUUAUUGGAUUAUCCCAAGCAUCAUUUUUGUCACUAAAUACAUCAAAAAUCUGCCUGCUGAAGUUCCUCAAACAGAAGCCCAACAAAUUAUCAGAAGAAAAUACAAGCGAAAAAAAGUCCCACAGUCUUAA
Messenger RNA from Blepharisma stoltei, 402 nucleotides. Lineage: Eukaryota; Ciliophora; Heterotrichea; Heterotrichida; Blepharismidae. The record is from the annotation of a GenBank genome assembly.